GGGAGGGUUGCUGAAGCAGUGUAGACUUGUUGUUGCACCUGGACUUACUCGGAGAUAUGACUCUCCAACCUACAAGUGUCCCAGAGCAAAACAACACUAAUGGAACGGUUUGUCCUGAUCUGUACGACUGGGAGUGGCUCUACACUGGUCAGCCAGUGUAUAUCUUGCUCAUUACUGUGCUGGGAACCAUGCUCAAUGUGUUUGUCCUGAUGGUUUUCUGGCUUCACAAGAAGGCCUGCACUGUGGCUGAGAUCUACUUGAGCAACCUGGCUGCUGCCGACCUCGUCCUGGUGUCUUGUUUGCCUUUCUGGGCUGUCAACGUAUCCAACGGUUUCAAUUGGCCUUUUGGUCUGUUCAUGUGCAAAGUCGUCAACCUGGGCAUUAAGAUAAACGCCUACUGCACCAUCUACUUCCUUGUUCUGGUUAGCAUGGAUCGCUAUGUGGCACUGGUGCACACAAUGUCCCAUGGCAGAAUGCGUCGGACAAAAUAUGCCAAACUGGGCUGUCUGCUGAUGUGGGGCUUCGGCUUGCUCCUGAGUGUCCCCACAAUCGUCUUCAGGGAUGUGAAAUAUUUUCCUGAGUAUGGCGUAACUGCAUGCUUUCUGGAGUACCCAAACUUAACUGCAGCGCUGUUCUUUGAUGCAAUGUUGAUAGUUUUUAGCUUCAUUGUCCCCAUUUCCAUUAUCUCAUUUUGCACUGUCAAGAUUAUUCAGGCUUUGAAGAUCCAGGUGAUUGAGAGGUUCAAUGCCGAGAAAACAGAACAGAAGGCCACCCAUCUGAUGCUGGCGGUCCUUCUGGCGUUCCUUAUCUGCUGGCUGCCAUUCCACAUGGUCACCAUACUGGACGUGCUCUCACGAGCUGACAUCCUGAGAGGGUGUCCCCUCGAGUCUGUCCUAGAAAUCUGCAAUCAGAUCUUCACCUACUUGGCCAUGUUCAAUAGUGUUCUUAACCCCAUCGUCUACGUUAUUGUAGGAAAGAACUUUCGUAAAAAGGUUUGUGAAAUCUUCAAGGAGUGGAAUAUUAAGAAAACAGCCACGUCUGAGUCCUCGCGUUCAUCAAACCUGUCCUGCACACUGAAGACUUUGGCAUAAAAUCCUGCUUUCAAAAGCACUGUUCACAUUCAAAAUCUAAUUUGUAGAAACAUGUCUGUAGCGGUAGCUAAUUUGUAGAAACAUUGUCUGUAGCGGUAGACUUGUGUAAAUGUAAAUCCUUGAUGAUAAGCUUAUUCUUUAUUAGAUUUGUUGCGGAUGUAAUUGUGGAGUAGGCCUAAUGGGACCAAGUCACCCUUCCUCAAAUCACUCUUUGACGUCUUCGAUCGCCUUAACAAGAUUAACAUGCUUUAAUUAUUUUUAAAUGAUGUGGUUAUAUGUGUAAGUCCUUACAAGGCUUGAUUAGUUGUUC
Cyclopterus lumpus (lumpfish) is the source of this 1401-nucleotide messenger RNA. Its product is annotated as B2 bradykinin receptor-like. Gene Ontology annotation, molecular function: bradykinin receptor activity. Lineage: Eukaryota; Metazoa; Chordata; Actinopteri; Perciformes; Cyclopteridae. The transcript is spliced from 2 exons. Gene Ontology annotation, biological process: immune response; G protein-coupled receptor signaling pathway; smooth muscle contraction. The record is from RefSeq and is a predicted model, not a curated record. Bases 57 to 1091 code for a protein of 344 amino acids. Gene Ontology annotation, cellular component: membrane.